AUGUAUGAGCGUGAUACCUACUUCGAAAACUCCUAUGUAGAGAUCAAAGAAGAUGUCUCCAAGACGGUAGAUUCUCUGCGUAUCCCAACCGUCAAAGGGGUUAGGACAGCCAUCUUCUGGGAUGCCGUGGAUUGCCCAUUCCCUCCUUCUUCUACCCCUGACCAGAUCUACCACUCCAUCUCAUCCUUUCUUAUGGAAAGGGAGUUUAGUGAUAAGAUUACAAUCUGGGCCUAUCUUGAUGAUGAUGACAAGAGAGGGUCUUGGGGUGGUGACAAAACGUGGGCUUCCAGAAUCUACUUUCUUCCCGUUCCCGCAGCCUCGAGACGUAUCAGAAUGUUAAAUGACAUUACUUUAUGGAAAUGGGACUCUCCUCGGUUGAAAAGGCGUUGUGAAGCUAGUUUGAUCCUAGUCUCAGACCAGUUCAAAGAGGACGACGUCUACUACAGAGAUAUGCUUCAAAGAAUGGGUAACAGGGGUUACUUUGUUGUCUUAGUCACUCCCACUCUUGACAUCAACAAACCAGAAAGCCCCGAAUGGCCUGGAUUGCUAAUAGAUGAAGGCCCAUACGUUUUUGAUAAAGUAGUAACACAGCAUGAAUCCGCGGAAGAAGACCUAACACCUACUGAGGAGGAGCUUCCGAUGGAUUACGACCCUUUUGGUGAUCAAGCAAGCAGCGAUAGCUCUGAAAAUGAAGAGGGCCGUCAAUUCUGGAAACCUCCGACUGAUGAGGAAGUUUCCAAGCUGAUACCAAGCCCUGAAGAACCACCCCUGUAUCGCUGGAUCCCCAUACUCUCAUGUACAAACUAGCAAUCCUAUUUCCCGAACCCGCCGAUGAAGAAACACCCUUGUAUCUCUGGGAUCCCCAUGCUCAGAUGAUGAACAAACUAGAAAGCCUAUCAUCCUUCCCCAAAGAGCAUGAAGCCGCCGCCGAAGAUGAGACACCCCACAGACUUGCCACGCAUGGCAUUUGUCGCUUCGAAACUGAGGACAUCAAGUAAUUUUUCUUUUCCAAAUUUUUAUCGUACAUCAUGUAAUUUUUUUUCUAAUAUUUUAUUUACGUACAUAGCAAGCUUUUUCUUCUGUCGUUUUAUCUGUCACUAUAUCCAUUCUUAUAAUAGACAGAACUAAAUCAAAUAUUCA
Molecule: messenger RNA, 1140 nt
Organism: Raphanus sativus (radish)
Lineage: Eukaryota; Viridiplantae; Streptophyta; Magnoliopsida; Brassicales; Brassicaceae
Exons: 3
Coding region: 1-807 (268 amino acids)
Biological process (GO): regulation of gene expression
Cellular component (GO): peroxisome
Source: RefSeq, a predicted model, not a curated record